AUGAGUAACUUCAGGCAGAUCCUGAAAGAGAUCGGGGAGUUCGGGUUGUUUCAGAAACGUUUGGUGGCUGCGUUAUGCAUUCCCAGCCUUUUUGUAGCUUUUGAUGUGAUCUGUCAGGUGUUCACCGGCCUGAACUUCCCACAUCACUGUAACACUGACUGGAUCCUGAAGCAGGGGCCUAACCUGACAGAAGAGAGACAAAGAAAUCUCACCCUGCCAGUGAACAAGGAUGGGAAGUAUGAGAGCUGCGAAAUGUUCACACCUGUGGAUCUGGAUUUGGAAACAAUUGAAGCGUAUGGGAUUAACAUAACAAAAGGAUGCAUAGAUGGAUGGGACUAUGAUGCACCGAAAGCUGCUUCUAGCAUUGUAACAGAGUUUAACCUGGUGUGUGACAGCAGCAGUUUGAUCGAGGCAUCACAAUCCAUCUACAUGGCAGGUCUUCUGGUUGGAGCGCUGGUGUUGGGGCAGAUGGCUGACAGGUUCGGUCGACGCUUUGUGGUUCUGCUCUCACACUUUCUCCUGCUGUUGUUUGGAGUCGGAGUUGGCUUCUCACCCAAUAUCUAUGUCUAUAUGGUGCUCAAAUUUUUGGGUGGCAUUGCUAUUUCAGGCAUUAUUGCUAAUGCUUUUGUGAUAGGUGGAGAGUGGAGUGAUUCCUCCAAGUUUGCUUUCUGCACCAUUAUUUGCCAUUCGUCUUUCCCUCUUGGACUGAUGAUUUUAUCUGGCACUGCCUACUUAAUCCGCAACUGGAGGAUCCUGCAGUUUGUGCUAUUCAGCCCUCUUGUCAUUGUUGUGGGAAUCUUUUACUGGGUACUUCCAGAGUCAGCUCGCUGGCUCAUCACCCAGGGAAAGAAGGAGGAGGCCAUCAAGGAGGUCCGGAGGGCAGCCAAGGUAAAUGGGAGGAAGGUACCAGAAGAUCUGCUGCACAAGAUGGAGGUUGAGGAUACUGCAAAAAAAGGAACCAUGUUGGAUAUCUUCAGGUUAUCAUAUCUAAGAAAACGUGCUCUUAUUAUGAGCUAUGUCUGGUUUGGAACAAGUCUGAUGUACUAUGGACUGAGCCUGAAUGUUGGCAAUUUUGGUCUGGAUAUCUACCUCACACAGUUCAUCUUUGGUUUAGUAGAACUUCCGGCACGUUUAGGCAGUUUGCCUCUUAUCCAGCACUUUGGGAGGAAAAAAAGCCAAGCAGCGGUCUUAUUUGCUGGAGGUGCUGCUUGUCUUGUUAUACUUGCUAUUCCAGAAGAUCUCCCUGUAGUGGUAACAGUCAUAGCAGUACUUGGAAAAUUUGCUGCAACAGCUAGUUUCUCCGUAGUCUACGUUUAUACUGCAGAACUGUACCCUACCACUCUAAGGCAGAAUGGUGUAGGUCUGAACUCCAUGUUUGCUCGUGUUGCGGGCAUCCUCGCUCCUCUGAUCAGACUGCUGAUAGUCUACCAUCACACCAUCCCCAUGCUGAUUUAUGGCUUCGUUCCAAUUACUGCUUCAGCAUUUUGUGUAUUACUACCAGAAACCCUCAAUGUUGAACUCCAGGAUCAUCCUGAACUCAUAGAUCCAGUGAUGGUUAUUAAGCUAGGAUCCCCUACAGAUGAAGAAACAUUAGGGGAAGGCACAAAAUUGUGAAUUGUGGUUGUAAGAGUGUUUAUUCUUGUGUAUGUGUGUGUUUGUGUGUAUGUGUAUAGCUAAGUGUGUGUGUGUUUGUGUGUGUGGCUUACAGAAAAGGAGUAUGUUUGCUCUUAACUUAUAUCAAUGUCAAUAAUUUAUCAGAGUGGAGUAACUGUAGUGCAAAGCUUACAUUAAA
Molecule: messenger RNA, 1792 nt
Organism: Notolabrus celidotus (New Zealand spotty)
Lineage: Eukaryota; Metazoa; Chordata; Actinopteri; Labriformes; Labridae
Product: solute carrier family 22 member 13-like
Biological process (GO): transmembrane transport
Cellular component (GO): membrane
Molecular function (GO): transmembrane transporter activity
Source: RefSeq, a predicted model, not a curated record